Girardinichthys multiradiatus is the source of this 7140-nucleotide messenger RNA. RefSeq names its product adhesion molecule with Ig-like domain 1 (gene amigo1). Gene Ontology annotation, biological process: brain development. The record is from RefSeq and is a predicted model, not a curated record. The coding region runs from base 626 to 2155 and encodes 509 amino acids. Gene Ontology annotation, molecular function: protein binding. NCBI's taxonomy places the organism in Eukaryota, Metazoa, Chordata, Actinopteri, Cyprinodontiformes, Goodeidae. The transcript has 2 exons.
UCUGCGUGGAAAGAGCCGCAUGCAGGCCUGCGUGGAACCGCAGGAAGCCUGUCGUACAUCGACAUACAUUUCUAAUGAUCCCUGUGGCUUGUGCUGCUGAUCAGACCGAACUUGAGCCGAACCUGCACCGAAAUGCGCCAGUUACGUGAAAGAGACGUCUGAUAGCUGCGGAGUAAAGCAUUCUAAUAAAUAAGAACUAGAACCUGAUAACUACAUGAUGAUGCUUAAUUGAAUGAACGCGUGUUUUCUGCGCUUUACGUAAGCUGCUGUUUUUAUUGGGGUUUUUUUUGCGUAAUUUUGCGCCGGGUGUUGGGUGCCUCGUGGAGCGGGAUUAUUUUGCCAAGGAGAUCUGAAUAGGGGCUCUCCCUCCUCCCUGCAUCAGCCCUCCUCAGCAGCAGACACGGAAGCCCGCUCAGACAGUUCUUCGUCUGCAGAAACACCGUAAACAAACGCAGGGAGCUCUUUUCAUGAAAUCCGCGUCGCCUCCACUGCUGCUGCUGCUGCUGCUGCUGCACCCCGAUUCAAGCUUCUAUUCACCAACGUGCUUGGGGCUACUACAUCCUUGAGCUAUUUCCUAAAAAUGGGAUCAUAAUAAACCUCUAGAGGAUCGAGAACAACUGCUAUUAUGUUGCAAUCUUCUUCCAGAAUAGGUGAAACUUUACCUCUCUGUAAGUUUCACAGUAAUUUGCCGAGAUGGGCCCUGUUCCUCUCCCUCUGCUCGGCUCUCCUCUGGCUUCCUGAGGCAGCGGGAUCUACACUGAACUGCCAUACGACAUGCAUCUGCGCUUCAAAUAUUGUCAGCUGCUCCAAGAUGAACCUGAGUGCUGUUCCCACUGGUCUGCCACUCUACGCCGCUGUGCUGGAUCUCAGCUACAAUGAGAUAGCUCGGCUCAGAUCGGAGUGGACUGCAGUCAAGCUCCCGAAUCUCCACAACCUCUUGCUCAGCCACAAUAAUCUUCUUUUCCUUUCCUCUGAAGCUUUUACAAAUGUGAAGCAACUGCGCUACUUGGACCUGUCCUCCAACAAACUGCAGCAGCUGGAUGAGUUUGUUUUUGAGCCUUUGGUCAACUUGGAGGUCCUUUUGCUCUACAAUAACCAAAUUUCACAGAUUGACAAAACAGCCUUUGCAACCAUGGCCAACCUUCAGAAACUGUACCUCAGCCAGAACCAUAUCUCCCGCUUCCCAGAGGAGCUGAUCAAAGACAGGUACCGCCUGGAGAAACUCAGCCUCCUGGAUGUGUCGUCCAACAGGAUCAAAAAGAUGCCCAUAGAUGACCUUAAGACACUGCCUACCUGGAUCAAAAAUGGCCUCUACUUCCACAACAACCCUCUGCAGUGUACCUGUAAUCUCUACAUGCUCCUGGCCCACUGGAACAUUCGAAAGCUGAAUUCUGCUGUGGACUUCACUGAUGACUACACAUGCAUCCUGCCUAAUUCACAAAAAUCCCAGAUUUUCAGUCUCAGUGGUGAAAGCAUGAACUGCAGCACAUUCAAGGAGGCAGAUGAAGAGGCUUUCCUGGAGCAAACACUCGUCCUCAACUGUGACACCAAACACCGGGACAUGAUAAAGACUUGGACAUUGCCUGGGGACGUGUUGGUGACGUCUGGAGACAACCAGACAUCAAAGGUCCUGUCAAACGGGAACCUGCAGAUAAGUCCGGUUAGGUAUGAGGACUCUGGGACCUACACAUGCUUUGCUGCAAGUGAAAGAUUUAAUGAGACUAUCUACAUUGUGCUAAAGGUUCACAACUUCACCAUGCACGGGACAGGGGAGACUUUUAACACAGCUUAUACUACCUUGGUGGGUUGCCUGGCCAGUGUGGUGCUGGUGCUCAUGUACCUCUACUUGACGCCGUGCCGCUGUUUCUGCUGCCCCAACAAGGGUAAGACCCGGGGUGAGGACAGCAUCCACUCCUCAAUGCUCAGCGUCACUCCCACCCACGAGGACCCGGCGCUGAAGGCCGACCUGAACAGGCAUGUUGCGUUCAUCGACUCCAAAGACUUGCAGGGCCAGAACGGCAAGGUGAAUCCCAAUGGGGACGAGGACAAUGAUGAUCUGCAUGGAGAGGCUGGCUCUAUCAUGAAGGGGAAGAGGAAGAAAUCGGUAGCAGAAUCCAUUAGCUCCGUCUUCUCAGACACUCCCAUGGUGGUUUGAGUCGACAGUGACAUUAAUGGCACAUCACGAGCCAUGAUUUAUUGAGUUUAAACUGUGACCUUGUGCAAGAAAAGGAUAAAGGGAUGGAUAGCAAAUUUAUAACAGCAUCUCAAAUGGAGUUCAAAACAGUCUUGUUGUCAAAGAGAACAAUAAGCCUGACUUUUCCAGCGUUUCAAUCUGUAGCAAUUACUAUUCAUACUGUGAAGAAAAGGAGGCAUAAGCGGACUGUGGAACCUAUUAGAGAAUACAAGAUGCAGCUGUUAUUAGCACUCAGGAAGUAAUGCACUACAGCCAUUUGAGAAUUGUGAAAAAUGCACAAGAUCUCCAAGAACAUCUUACAUUUGGCAUAGAUUAAAACUGUGCUUUGCUCAUAUUUAUAUUCAUUAUGGAAAAUUAAAAUAGACUGCAACGUAUCAUACCUUCUAUCUCUCAAUACAGGAACAUAAACCGACGUCACCAGGCUGUGAGUAGAAAUGACAUUAACCUUGAGUUAUAUAUAGUGACACAGCAUGCCAUAAAACCCUAUUAUACAAUAUCCUACAGCUUGAGAAACCUAAUGAAGGUAAGAAAAUAUGGAUUUCUCAAAUUCAAAACAAAAAGAGGUUUUUACCUGAUCCUUAGUUGAGAUAGACUGAUCCAGUUUCAUAGUCUUGGUAGUACAGCCAUAUUUGGCAGCUAUUUAUCACUUAAACAAAACAUAGUAAGGGUUAGGGUUUCAUAGUUGUAUGGUACACGAUUAUUAAGUAACCCUGCACAUGAAUGAUUGUGCAAUAAAACUUCCCUUAUUGUUUAUUUACAUCUACAGUAAAAACCAAACAAUUCUUUGCUUGCCUUUCACAGGUAAUCACAUGCAGUGUCGUCUGCAGAUACACAUAAGGUGCACAGAGGUAUUUUAUGACCGAUUAUUAACAUGUUGUCUUUAUUCUGUAAACACAAAGGGUACCAAACUCCUUACAAGGACGGAAGCUGUUCUAGUUCUCGUCCGCUGACGUGCCACAUGCUGUUAAAUUUUCCUCUUGGCAAAGUAACAGCAUCAGUCGUACUAAUCCAGAGCUUAAAGCUCUAAUGCUUAACUAACGCUGUUUUAUGUUACUUUAUUCUUUAGAAGAGGUGCACCUUACAGGACAGCUGAAAGUCUAUACUUUUCAAUGUUUGAAUAAAUACUUACCGGUACUCAGAUGUGAUAAGAUGUAGUUGGAAGAAUAAUGUCUGACUCAGUCAAUAGUUCCCAGUGUCACACCUGAAAUGUAGCUUUUUAUUUCCUUUGCUUGCUAGAAUGUGAUGAUUUUUUGUAUCAGCAGUAAAGUGUUAGAGUCUGAGUAACAGUAAAACCUUAAUGGUUUCCAUCUUAAAAAUAAGUUUAUGAAUAAUAAAGUGGAGGCUGUACAUUAUUGGCAGGAAGAGCUACUUUUAGUCACAUAGCUGUGGACAAAAAUUAAAUUACCAAGACUUUUUCUAAACAAAUAGUGCACGAUUGUUGAAGUGGGAUUCUAUUAAAAGGUUAUAAGAUGUUAAUAACUUGCAGGUCCUACAGGCUAAAGCUAACAGCUAGUCUGGGGCAAACACAUCUACCAUCUUAAAAUAACAUUUGUCAGGUUUGCAUUUUAGAGGUCUUCAGAGGAGAAACUGCAUUGAUAUGUUACUUGAUUAUAUGUUGAUUAUUACAGUCAGAAACCAGAAGAAAGCUUGAAAAGGUUUCCUAUCACGCAUGUGCCAACCAGAAAUAACAACCUGCAUUACCCAGAAAGGGUUUAGGGUAGUGGAGCCCUUGAGUGAUGUUGGCCCAGCUGUUUAGAUCAUGCAGCUUUAGACUAUUGGUUAUUUAGACAGAAAUGGAUAAUUAUUUACACUGGAAAUGGAGGAUGGAGAUGGUGCGCUAUGAAGAAUGUCAAAUCUGUAGUGGAAACACAAAGCAUUGCGAGUGGUGUUACUGUGACAGGAAACACUAGUGCAAGUAUCUGUUUCACACAGAAAGAUCAUUGGUUCUGCAACACCUUUUAGGUCUAUUUCUGGUGUAGAUAACCAAUUAAUAAUAUAUGCAAAUAUAUUGAUGGUUGAAAAGUUUAAAAAGAUAGGUUGAGGAGCUCUGCCAUCUGGGAGGGGCUCAGAGUAGAGCUGCUGCUCCUACACUUUUAGAGAAGCCAGUUGAGGUGGCUUGGGCAACUAUACCUGAUGCCUCCUGGACACCUUCCUCGGGAGGUGUUCCAGGCACGUCCCACCAGGAGGAGGCCCAGGGCACGGCCCAGGACGCGCUGGAGGGACUUUGUCUCUUGGCUGGCCUGGGAACGCCUUGGGCUCCCCCUGGAGGAGCUGGAGGAGGUGUUUCGGGAGAGGGACGUAUGGGUGUCUUACUGAGUCUGAUGCCCCCACGACCCGGUCCCGGAUGAAGCAGAAGACGACAAGUACGAGUAAGUUUAAGGUUUGAAUAAAAAGUGGAGUUGUAGAAGCCUGCUUUUGGUCUAGGCCCAUCUGUGUCCCACAUUCAGUGUCUGGUAGCAAGUAAUCUGGAUUUAUACAAAAUAAAAUGACAAGACCUGCAGCAUAUCAUUUUCCAGUCAAAGUAACUACUGAAUAGAAAUGGUCAGGCAGUGUAAAAAAAACGAAAAAUCGUUCAAAAUAUAUACAUUUCCUUUUAUACCUCUUUCUUUUUAUAUCAAAACAGUUUUCCUGAUUAGAUUUUUAUGUGUCUUUCUCAGUAUUUUUCUGGUGACAGAGACUUUUAAAGAUUGUUUUCCAAAAUUGUUUAUGCAUGUGGACUGGAUCCACCAUAGUGGAACAGUUUUUUGUGGGUUAAUCCACAUUUGUCUCACUUUGUCCUGACCCUGAUGCAAGAAUUAUGCCUAACACCUUGAUACUAUCCAGAAGGAGUGGUUUCAUUAAAUUGUACUGGGUUUAUGUUGUAGCACAACAAGGCCAGCUGGGUGUAAAUGCUAAUUGCAUCAUUUGAAUGGAAGACGCUUCAGUCUGGUUUCCAUACCUUUAAAUCAGCGGGGAUCGAUCGUAUUAUCAUGAGUCACCGCAACACAAAAAGAGGCGUUUUUUUUGCCUUCAAAUAUACUGACAGCCUCAGUUCAGCCCAGAUGUGUUUGCUUUGUUUCUUUCCCUGUCAUUAUUAAGCUGCCCUUUCUUAGGCUCGAAAGCAGUCAUUCAGCCAGGCAAUGAAUGCCAUGCCCUUUAAAUAGUCUGCAAUUUGUUUGUGAGGGGAAACAACUGGAGCUUUCAUCAAGCGGUUGCACUCCAACUGAGUCAUAUGGUUGGAAAGUGCAGUAUAUUCCAAAGUAUCCGUUAUGCCUUUGAGUUGCUAUUCAAAACAAAAAUACUAAACAAUUAAUAAUUAGAUAAAAUCACAUCUUCAAAACAAAAAAUCUAUUUACACGUUUCUGGUUGAAAUGUUUUCUUAUGCAAAAUUGGUGGAAUAUUCACAGUUGCUGCUUGCACCACAGCAUCUCCUAUGUGGGUGAGAAAAGGAAGUCACACUUGUCAGAGAGGUGCUGUGUGCGAAUCAUAUCACUCUGUCACACGCUGAAACACCAGGUGGAGAAACAGACAGCAGCAGAAAAUACCAAGCCACACUUUAAAAAAGCUGCAUAUAGAACCCUCACAAACAGGUUGCAUUGGUCCAAGAAAGAGAUCCAUUUUAAGGAUUUUUACAGAUUUUUUCCAUUUGCAGCUGAAAUAAAUGCUUUUAUCCAUCAGAUUUUGAUGUGUUGUCACUUAAGACUGCUGAGAUCACAAACAGAUAUUGUGGUUUUUGAGUGGCUCAGCAAAUUACUCGACCAUUACAGAGAAAAGAUUCCUUGUUGGACCCCACUAGAUCCACUCUGUUUGUCCUUCACAGUUCAGUUCAUCUAGUAGUCCUGUAUAGCGAUCGGUUAAGUGCUUUUGCAAAGGUUCUAAAAUAGAGGAGAAAGACUUGGCUUUGUUUUUCUCUAAAGCAAAUCUGCCUUUGUGUAUAUCUAUAUCAACAAUUUAUAUAUAUAUCUCUAUAUAUAUCUAUGUAUGUAUUAAGACACAUUCUGCGUUCAGUAUUGAUUAGCUGUGUACUGACUGUUUUCUUGUAUAUUCCAAUACUGUUCAUUUUGCAUUUCGUCUGCCUUUGUGCUAAUGUUAGCCGUUCCAACAUCCAAGUCUUAUUAUAAAUGUUUAUUUUUAAGCAGGGUGGAGAUUAGCUAUUCUUUAUUAAAAUGGCUGGGUGAACAGAAAAAUGUCUAAACAUGUGAUCGAAAUCUGCAUGGAGAGAAAACCAGUUUAUUUUUUAAUAACUCAAGUAUAAAUCCUAAUCUAGUCUAUCCUAAUGAAUACACUGCAUCUUGGCUCCAGUUAUAUUUAAUGAGUAUUGGACUUUGUUCCUAAAGCCAUACCAAAAUAAAAACACAGUGCUUUACUUGAUUGUUACGCCAUAUGAUGUAGGGAGCUGCUGGCUUGUGACUCAGAGAAAUGAUAAACAUGGGAGGGUUUGAAAAGCCUCCUAAACAGUAGGGAAAUAGAGUUCCUCAGGACUAACUAUAUGAUGUUUAUUAAACUUGACAACGUUUGCAGUAUCUUUAAAGGAAACCACUUAAUCUUAAUAUUUCCGCACCUUGCAGGCUCUUUGCUCUUAGUUUAGAUAAAUCCAGCCAGAUUAAAAAGGGAAGAGAGUGCUCCCUUACUGCCCCGCUCCAGAUAAUCAUCCUUCAUCCAUAGCUAUAAAGUAGCAAUCAGCCAUGAGGUGGUGAGUCAGAAAGCUUGUUGCUUUUACUGUGUCCGCAGGAUAAGAAGGGAGCUUUAAGCAGCACUGAAAGCACUGUGUUUAUUGACCACAACUUUAAAGAUGAUAAGGUUGGUCACUGCCAUAAAAACUUAAACGCCUCGUAGCUGAAGGAUAAUGGCUUUGCAUGGUAUGCUUAGAAGCUUCUCUGGCUGCACCCUAUAGUCUGGAUGUAAACUAUAGGCAUUAAAGAAGAGAAAUAUACAAUAAUUUGACAUAAUAAAAGAUAACAGAUUUA